Messenger RNA from Diabrotica virgifera virgifera (western corn rootworm), 1922 nucleotides. RefSeq lists its product as uncharacterized. The record is from RefSeq and is a predicted model, not a curated record. Lineage: Eukaryota; Metazoa; Arthropoda; Insecta; Coleoptera; Chrysomelidae. Bases 1 to 522 code for a protein of 173 amino acids. The transcript is spliced from 4 exons.
AUGUUCAUAAACUCCCUAAUAACGGCGUUGUCAAAUUAUACUGAAAGAAGCCCCCACAAGAAUAAGGCCCUUAGAACGCCCACGAAUAUGAUGGAGAGGCAAUAUAUGGUCAGAUUUAGGAAAACUGGUCCAGAUGAAUUACCUAGCGAUCUGAUAAAGUUGGUCAACCAGAAAAGCCUGGACAUAAUAUCACACGAAUACCCCGCCCCUCAGGGAGCCCAGCACGGUGCCCCACAAGCUGGCAUCCCACAAAGCACGCCAAGCCCUUUCCCUACAGGUGGAGUAGGAGGUGUACGGAGAACGUUAUCUGGUUGGAGAGAGUGGAGAAGAGCAGAUCCCACUCUAAUCAACAGUCUUUGGAGAAGCAAGAUGGGAAAUGGUAUUAGAAAGCAAUUGGGUAAUGCAGAAGUAUAUAUCAUGUUAGCUCUGUUGAUUGGAUUAGCAACAGUCGUGAUCGGAUGCUGGCUGUCAGACAACUGCUGGUCUCCCGAACCCGACAGUCAGAUUAUCACGGUGGCCUGACCCAAGCUAAAGCCGGCUUUAAAGCCGCCGCCACCGCCCUUACCUCCAGGAAGCGAAUCAGCCUCUUCGACGUCGCCUUCACCAGAUUCGCCGCAGUCACCUGGCUCACCGAGACAGUUGAGUCCAGAGAGUAAUUGGCCUCUAGUAGAGGUAUCAGACAGAGACACGCUGGAACUUUGACACCACGCCAUGUGCGACAAAAAUGGCGGAAUCCUAAUCUCUUCCGAAAAGGAAGAAUGUGAAGUACAUUUUAAGAAUAAUAUUCUAGAAAACGGUCAUAUCUGCCAACUUAUUCUCGACGAUAAGUGCGAAGUACACGACACGAGAUUUUUCCAGGAGAGUAUCCAAAGCUGAGGAGAGACUUUUGUGCAAAGAUAAUAGAACUGUGAAUUUUCGAAAAACACUUGCGAUAUCGAAAACGGUGUGCCAAGAUGUUUAUUUGCCAAACUGUGUAGAUUGUAAGAUCGAUUAGUAAGUAAUAUAAAUAUAUGAUUGUUUCCUAUGUCUUCUAUAUAAGAAGAUUUGUAUAUCUUGACCCUCUUUUUCACACAUGAACUUGAACAAUAAAUUUCGUAUGUGUUUCCAAUGAAUAUGACAUUAUAACGCUUAAAACAUUAUCAACCAAAGAAAACUGUUGACUCCUCAAUAUCAUUUAUACUAAAUUAACAAUCAAGAUGCAGUAGAAAUAAACAAACCAAGACACGUUAAAUGCUACUAGAAGCACUCCCUAAUCAUAAAUUACAAUGUAAAAACUUUGGAAAUCAUGAUUUACGAUUUACAAUGUAUAUACAAUAUACAUACAUUUGAUUGUAAAUUAUGAUUCGGGAGUGAUCCUAGUAACAUUUAACCCGGCACCUGCCACGUGGGGUGCUACCAGCACCCCAUAACACAUUUUUAUCAAAUAUUUGGUAUUUCAAGUUUGGUUACGGAGCUGUGCGUCAUAGUAGCUUUCUAUAAUAUUAUAUAGCAUAGAUGUGUUAGUGUUUGAAGUGGUUAUUUAGUGUCAUUCUGAACUUAUAACACUAAAAUCGAAUUGGGGUGUCAUCAUCUGGCACUUUAAGUUUUAAAUUUUUUUUGUAUUUUUGAUAAACAGGUCAAAUUUACAUUUUUUAUUGAAAUAACUGAUUUAAAGUAUUAAUAUAGACCCUAUACUCACUAAAUAUUAAUUUUUUUAGAUAUUUUACUUGACUUCAUUUAUUAUGGCUUGGCACUUCCUAAUUUGCUUAUAACACCUUUUUCAUUUUAUUUUUUAACUUUUAUAACAUAUUAGUAGCUAAUAAGUUAAUAAAACAUGUUUUUUUUAUAUUCUUGUGUUACUCAACACAUUAUUUUGUUUCUUUUGGCGCCUUGCAAAGCCACGUUGCAGGUGCCGGGUUAACGUGUCUUGGUUUGUUUAUUUC